AUGCCAAUGGCCGCAUCGUUCCGGGCGAGCACCGCGAUACUCCCGGACUUUCUGCUUCCAAGGCUCGUCAGAUCCGCGGGAUGGUGCUCCCCGAAGACUCGGCUGCGAACAAAUCCAUCGUUGUUGUCGCAAAGAUGGCAGAGACGAUAUGCUUCGAAUGUUCGAGCGAACCCGGAGCUCGAAGCGCGGGUUGCUGCUGUUCCGAUUGAGAGAAUGCGUAACUUCUGCGUUAUAGCCCAUAUCGAUCACGGGAAAAGCACACUUAGCGACCGUCUUCUCGAACUUACUGGUACCAUAAAACCCGGCGGCAGUGCCCAAGUCCUCGACAAACUCGAUGUCGAACGUGAGCGUGGUAUUACCGUCAAAGCUCAGACAUGUACUAUGCUUUAUAACCACAAGGGAGAAGAUUAUCUCCUCCAUCUGGUCGAUACUCCAGGUCACGUUGACUUCCGCGCCGAAGUCGCACGAUCAUAUGCAAGUUGUAAUGGAGCGUUGUUGGUUGUGGAUGCAUCGCAGGGUGUACAGGCACAGACUGUUGCAAACUUUUAUCUAGCGUUUGCACAGGGGUUGAGUAUGAUUCCGGUUAUUAAUAAGGUAGAUUUACAGCAUGCGGAGCCGCAGAGGGCUGUAGAGCAGUUGAAGAGUACCUUUGAAUUAGAGGAUCCGGUGCUGGUGUCUGCGAAAACGGGGCUUAAUGUUGGUGGGAUUUUGCCGGCGGUUAUCGAACGGGUGCCACCUCCGGAGGGGGGUGUGGAUAAGCCGCUGAAGAUGUUGUUGCUUGACUCUUGGUAUUCUACAUAUAAGGGAGUUGUGCUUCUGGUAAGAGUUUUUGACGGUGUAGUCAAGCAAGGAGAUCAGAUUAUGUCCGUUUCGUCGAAACUCAAGUAUUUCGUCGGGGAGUUGGGAAUACAGUAUCCUACCGAAGUUGCAACGUCCUCGUUGAGGGCAGGGCAAGUUGGAUAUAUGUAUUUCAAUCCCGGGAUGAAGAAUAUUUCGGACGCAAAGUUGGGAGAUACAUUUUGCCAUGUUGGGAAGGAGGUGGAGCCUUUUAGAGGGUUUGAAGAGCCACAGCCUAUGGUGUUCGUGGGUGCUUUCCCGACAAAUCAGGAUGAAUUCCAGAAGCUGGAGGACAGUAUAAACCAAUUGACGUUGAACGACCGAAGCAUCACAUUAGCGAAGGAGUCUUCUCAUGCGCUUGGGUUAGGAUGGAGGUUGGGCUUCCUGGGGACACUCCACUGCUCCGUCUUCGAAGAUAGAUUACGACAAGAGUUUGGUGGCUCAGAGCUUCUCAUUACCGCACCAACCGUACCUUUCAAGAUCGUCUGGAGGGACGUUGGCAAGAACAAAGCAGGUGAAGACGGACCUAAGGAAACGAUCAUUACAAACCCGGCACUCUAUCCUGAAGAAGACGUUGUAAGGACCAAGGUCGAAGAGAUUCAAGAACCGUUCGUCUUGGCAACCAUCACCGUCCCUGCCGAACCCGCUGAAUUUCUUGGGCACGUUAUUGAGUUAUGCCAAGAAAACCGGGGGACACAGGUAGAAUUGACAUGGUUCGCGACUCAGGUUAUUUUGAAGUAUAAGCUACCAUUACUGCAGCUAGUCGACAAUUUCUUCGGCAAAUUGAAGGGAAUUACAAAGGGUUACGCUACACUAGAUUACGAAGACGCCGGAUAUAUGAAGUCAGAUAUCGUCAAACUGGAGUUGCUGGUGAACAAAGAGCCGGUGGAUGCCAUUGCACAGCUGUGCCACCGGAGUUCGGCGGAGAGGCUGGGUCGUAUGUGGGUUCAGAGGUUUAAGAGCUUUGUGGAUAGACAACUGUUCGAAAUUGUCGUUCAAGCGGCUAUCGGGAAAAGGGUUCUUGCGAGAGAGACGGUUCAAGCGUUUAGAAAGGACGUUACUGCUAAGUUAUACGGUGGCGAUCAUACAAGAAGAAAGAAACUCCUAGAAAAACAGAAAGCCGGAAAGAAGAAGCUUCGAGCAAUUGGCAACGUCAUUAUUGACCAGAAAGCAUUCCAAGGUUUCCUUUCGAAAGAUGGUGGAGAAUCGAAGCCAAAGAAGAAAUAA
Messenger RNA from Orbilia oligospora ATCC 24927, 2064 nucleotides. RefSeq lists its product as uncharacterized. The record is from RefSeq and is a predicted model, not a curated record. The transcript has 7 exons. Gene Ontology annotation, cellular component: mitochondrion. The coding region runs from base 1 to 2064 and encodes 687 amino acids. NCBI's taxonomy places the organism in Eukaryota, Fungi, Ascomycota, Orbiliomycetes, Orbiliales, Orbiliaceae. Gene Ontology annotation, molecular function: GTP binding; mitochondrial ribosome binding; GTPase activity. Gene Ontology annotation, biological process: positive regulation of translation.